Molecule: messenger RNA, 2216 nt
Organism: Oncorhynchus mykiss (rainbow trout)
Lineage: Eukaryota; Metazoa; Chordata; Actinopteri; Salmoniformes; Salmonidae
Source: RefSeq, a predicted model, not a curated record
GACACGGAGACUUUGAAACUCACGGAGCAACAAAUUCUCUUUUAGUUACAACACUCUUACGAUCUGAGUUGUAUUACACAUGUGUUAUCUAUAUGUUGAAGUACACAGUGUGAUAUCUAUCCCACCUCGACUCAUACACAGAGGACAAGCAAGCGUUUAUGACACCGGAUGUGUCAUGGCGACGCCCAGAGCAGACGACUGGAGUUGGUUUCCUGCAUUAGCACUCGGCGUUUCUUUCCUGAAAUGUAUUUUGAUAAACGCAUAUCAUUCCACAGACUUUGAGGUUCACAGGAACUGGCUCGCCAUCACUCACAGCCUUCCUGUGUCAAAAUGGUACCAUGAGAACACCUCAGAGUGGACCCUGGACUACCCUCCUUUGUUCGCCUGGUUUGAGUAUAGCCUGUCCCACGUGGCUCAGCAUUUUGACAAGGAGAUGCUGGUGGUGCAGAAUCUCCUCUACACCAGUCCUGCUACCAUCCUUUUCCAGAGGCUCUCUGUCAUCGUGACGGACAUAGUCUUCAUUUACGCUGUCAAAGAAUGCUGUAGAAGUGUGAGGGAAGAGAAGGGUUCCAAGGACCUCCUGGGGCAUCCAUUUUUCAUCCUGGCAGCUCUGCUUUUGUGGAACUUUGGCCUCCUCAUCGUUGACCACAUUCAUUUCCAGUACAAUGGUUUCCUGUUUGGAAUACUACUGCUAUCAGUGGCAAGACAUUUACAGGGCAGACACCUGGAGGGGGCGUUGCUCUUCACUGUUCUCCUAAACCUGAAACACAUCUACCUGUACAUUGCUCCUGCCUACGGGAUCUUCCUGCUGCGGAGCUACUGCUUCACUGAGGACAACACAGAUGGCUCUGUGAGAUGGAGCAGUUUCAGUCCUGUUCGUCUGGUAGCUCUGGGAUCUAUUGUGAUCUCUGUCGGCGCCCUGUCCUUUGGUCCGUUCAUUGCUAUGGGCCAGCUCCCCCAGGUCCUUUCCAGACUCUUCCCCUUUAAGAGGGGCCUGUGCCACGCCUACUGGGCCCCUAACGUCUGGGCCCUCUACAACAUGGUGGAUAAAGCUCUGUCUGUGCUGGGUGUGCGUCUGAAGCUGUUGGAUGUGGCAAAGCUUCCCAAAGCCUCAAUGACUGGUGGAUUGGUGCAGGAGUUCCAGCACUCCAUCCUCCCCUCCGUCUCUCCCUCCAUCACACUCAUCUGCACUCUGCUCUCCAUAAUGCCUGCAGUGUUGAGUAUCUGGUGUCGUCCGCGUGGUGCCCGGGGGUUCCUGCGCUGCCUGGUGGUCUGUGCCCUGGGCUCCUUCAUGUUCGGCUGGCAUGUCCACGAGAAGGCCAUCCUCAUGGCCAUACUGCCCUUCAGCAUACUAGCAGUUGAGAGCAGAGAGGAUGCUGGGAUCUUCCUGAUGCUGACCACCACGGGGCAUUACUCUCUGUUUCCACUUCUCUUCACUGCAGCCGAGCUGCCCAUCAAAGUCCUGCUGAUGCUGCUGUUCACGCUCUACAGCUUCACCUCCUUAAAGAAACUGUUCAGGGGUUCCCUCCUUAACCCUCUGGAAACCACCUACCUCCUGGGCCUGGUUGCCGUAGAGAUCCUCUGUGAGGUUGUUUACCCUCUGUCGCCGUGGCAGCAUACCAUGCCCUUCGUGCCCCUGCUGGUGACAUCAGUGUACUGCUCUCUGGGAGUCUGUUACUCCUUCAUACGCCUCUACGUCUCUCUAUUGAGGCAGCACGGGACAGACAAACACAAACAACUAUGAGACAGAGAGAGACACUAGUGAGUAGUGACCAAUUCACAACCAACCCCUUUGUUGUAUCCCAAAUAGUAUACUAUUCCCUGUGUAGUGCAUUACUUUUGACCAGGGCCAUAUAGAAUGUCAUUUGUGAUGCACUCUUUGGCUUACAUUGGUGUGUAAAGAAAUAAGGUGGUGUUUCAAACUUUCUGCGAUGCUGUUACUAGUCCAUCCAGAGCAGAUCUUCAAGUGUGCAUCUAUAAGUGUAGAUUUGGGAUGGGAAACACCAAGGAACAGUCACUUAUAAAUGCACACUCGAAGAUCGGCUCUUGAAGGAUGUAUCAUAGCAUGAAUAAUAUGUCUGUCUGAAUGUGUGAAAAAAAGAAAACUUGUACCAAAUGUAUCUUAAAUGACAAUGGAAAAGUGGGGAAAUAGUAUGGAGUGGGAUGAAGUUCAUGCUGUAUUUCUUAUGUUUACAAAUAAAAAGAUAAUAAACAGA